Dreissena polymorpha is the source of this 2335-nucleotide messenger RNA. Its product is annotated as mucin-2-like. Gene Ontology annotation, molecular function: protein binding. The transcript has 14 exons. The record is from RefSeq and is a predicted model, not a curated record. Bases 476 to 2236 code for a protein of 586 amino acids. Lineage: Eukaryota; Metazoa; Mollusca; Bivalvia; Myida; Dreissenidae.
UUCUGUAUGGCUAGAAUUCAGCUAGGAAAAUAGUCGCGAAUUAACAUUACACGACUCUCAUUUGACAAUAUUAAAGCUACUUUGUGACAACUGUUGAAUAAUCAUCUGUCUUAUCGCAACGGACGUCGCUCGUUUGGUUCCAUUUAAAGUAAAUACUUCUCUCGAUUAUAAAGCCGACAAUAAUUAUUCUUGAUAGCAUCUCGGCCAACGUGUCUUAUCAUCACAGCCUCGUUUUGAAAUUAGAACAGAGGUCGCUUACUCAACUUUAGGUCGAUUUAACUCUCUUGGCAGAAACGAUUCAGCAGUCUUUUAGUGUCGUCUGCGAGGUCAAAGGUGUCGUUUGGCGAUUUUUGCACAGGCUUUUAGACUUGUACACGUCAGCGAAGGGUUUGAAGUUGAAAUUCCUCCUGUUUUUAUAAAUAAAAGCAGUGUAGGAUUUUUCGUCGUAAACUCGUGAAGAACAUUAUUUUACAGAAUGUGGACGUCUUUGGCACUGUGUGUUAUAGCUCUAGCGGUCGGUGCGAACGCAGACUGUUCCGAUCUUUUGGCCCACUGCGAUCUUCUAGACCAGAAGUUUUGUCUGCCGCCAUUUGAUAAGUUUGCGCGCGACGCGUGUAUGAAGACAUGCGGAUUGUGUGACGGAUCCAACGCUUCCGCCCGCAAGCGUUCCCACAAUUCCCCGGACUGGCUGUCCCACUGCUGGGAUAACAACUCCAACCACUUGCAGGACCCUUUCUGCGCUCUUCUGACGACCACAACAACAAGCACUACAACAACAACCCAGCCGCCCACCACCACAACAACAGAAGCGCCGACAACAACGACAACAGUACCUACUACUACAACGACAGCUCCCACGACAACAACAACAACAGAGCCGACGACGACGACAACCCAGCCACCGACAACUACUGCCAGGACAUGCACCUACGAUUUCUUCAACAACACCGACAUCAGCAACACGAACUUCGGAACGGACGUGACGGUGGUCCAGAACGCUAACAUCACCAUCAACGAGUCUGUUCACCUGUUGGGCGGGGUGGAGUUCUGUCAGGGCGUCUGCGAGCAGUCCAUCCUCAACGACGGCUACGAAUGUUGGGCGUUCACAUACAAUGAAGUCGAGAAGUGCUACUUGUACUACUACACAAAACCCAUCUACAUGCUGGACUCGUCCAAGCUUUCCAGUGGUAACGACUCCACCACCAUCUACCUCAAGCGUUGUAGCAACGAUCCCAAGACCCCAGCACCCACUCCCGAACCCACCCCCAUUACCACCACCCCGACGAUUAUAGUUACUGACACGAACCCCGGUGUCACCACCCAGUCGCCCGUUGAUCUCGCCACGACCCCCGCUGCCACCACAGCGACGCCAAACACACCCAGCGGGAGCGUCGUGGUCUCCACUGAGGCGCCAACUACCACAACCACUGUCCCUCCUAUAGUCUCCGGGACAACACCAUCGUCUAUUGGCCCCAACACGAAUGGUCCCAACGGUAUCGUCGCCAUCGACACCAACUCAUACUUGAUCAAGGGCCUUCCUUCCCUCGUACCAAACACGUGUUUCUUCCUCAACCAAACCUUUGCAAAGGGAGAUCACUGGAAGGAAGGGUGUCGCUAUGACUGCGAGUGCACUGACGUCACAACCAACACAGCUCUGUGCAAGGAUACCUGCCCCUACUACACCCAGAUCCCCUCCAACUGCCAGGUUGUGAAGCUGGCCGGCGACUGCUGUAACAGCCUCCAGUGUGACAACACCACCGUCGACAACACAACCGUCACCAAUAGCACGUGUGGCAACAAGCUGGGAGAAACCUGUGAUUACUAUGGGGACAGUGCCUGCGUGGGUUUGUUCGAGCCUUGGGCACGUGCUAACUGCGCUCUUCGAUGCGGAUAUUGCGACUACAAAGAGCCGUGUGUGGACCGCCUGUCCUACUGUAACCUGUACGACCUCGUGGACGCCUGUACAACCUACGAGGGCUGGGCGAGGCACAACUGCAAGGCCUCCUGCAACAAGUGCGCAGGGCCGUCUACCGCCACCCCCAUGGUCUCAACCGAGGCGCAAACCAGCCCUGUGUUCACACAGGAAACAACCACCACCACUGAGCCAUCAACCGGCGCCCCCCUUGCGCAGACCACCGAAACGCCGGUAACGACCGAAAGGGCACCGCCGACAAGAACCACGACGACGGAUGGCGCUCCACCCACUAGGGGACCGACGACUGUAGUGCCAAUAUAAGCAUUUUAAGCAGCGUUCUUAAUCGCGCCAUUUAAAUCUUCAAUUUAGUUGCUUUUAGCAGUUCAAUUGUUUAGUUCGAAAAUAAAUUAUGUAUGAAAA